AUUGGGAUGUCUCCUCCAAGGCAAAGUGGAUCCCACAGCGUGCUGCGAACCGGCAGCCUCAUUUAAACAGCAGAAGCUGCCAGGGUGCAUCGCCCUUCCCCCUGUGAUUCCGAGCCUGGGUUUGCAAAGGGCUGUUCAGACUCAGACCCCGCUGUGGUCUGAUGUCAGCCUGAAGCCACCGGGCGCUCCUUGGCUUUAAUAACUAGACUUUGUCGGCUGCAGCCCGGGUAAGACUGGCAGUGCCGGGCAGUAGGACAUUUUCUGCCGUGAACGCUGGCUCGCAAACGGAGUGGAUUCUGGAAGAGCAGCAAAGCCAAAAGGGGCGACCAGAGGCACCCGGGGCAUACUGGUGAAUUAAUAACCAAGGCAACAGGACAUUAUCCCCUUGGAAAUUCAUGCCAUCCUCUUUGAUCUGGAGCUGAGAAUGUGGUCCCUGUUGAGUCAUUUUUUUGCAUUGUCAUUCAUUUGCUGCUUGGCAGAAGACAGUAGGCAGCAUGGUCCAGUGUUUGAAGAACAACCACUACCUACCAUCUACCCAGAAGAGUCUGAGGAGGCAAAAGUGUCACUAAACUGCCGAGCUCGGGCAAAUCCUCCCCCAGUCUACAGGUGGAAACAAAACAACCGGGACAUUAAUGUGGAUGAUAGCCGCUACAGCAUGAUCGGCGGUAACCUAGUUAUCAACAACCCGGAGAAGGGAAAGGACCGUGGCAGGUACCAGUGUCUGGCAACAAACAAGUAUGGAACCGUCAUUAGCAAAGAGGCCAAGCUGCAAUUUGGAUACCUCGAGAGAUUUCCAACUGAGGAGCGCCAAACCGUGGAAGUAAGGUUAGGAGUGGGUGUGAUGCUUCUCUGUGCUGCACCUCCACAUUUCCCAGAUGACCUCACCUAUCGCUGGCUACUGAACGAGUUCCCCAAGUUCAUCAUGUCUGGCAGGCGGCGUUUUGUUUCUCAAACGACCGGGAAUCUGUACAUUGCGAAAGUGGAAGAGGCCGACAUAGGCAACUAUUCCUGCAUUGUCACAAGCCCAUCCAUCUCCAAAAGUGUUUUCAGCAAGUACAUCCCACUCAUCCCUCAGACUGACGGUGUAGUGAGACGAUAUCCUGCUGACAUCAGAGUGAAGUUCACUGACACCCAACUCCUGAUGGGCCAAAAUCUAACUCUUGAAUGCUUUGCACUUGGAAACCCACUUCCGCAAAUCCAGUGGUGGAAGGUGGAGGGAAAGUUACCCAGCAGUGCCGAGCUGCUCAACUUCAACUCAGUCCUAAGGCUAACAAACAUCCAGCCUGAGGAUGAAGGGGUUUACGUGUGUGAAGCGAGAAAUUCCAAAGGAAGGGACCGUGUUGAAGGACGCCUCACUGUACAUGCUCACCCUUACUGGAUCCAGCCAAUCAAUGACACAAUGCAGGACAUCGGGAGUGACCUCACCUGGCACUGUGAAGCAGGAGGCAAACCCCAGCCCACCUACAGAUGGUUCCGGAAUGGGGAAGUAGUGUAUGGGGCCCGAUUCCGAGUGAAUAGAGGGGAGCUGCGAAUUUCCCGACUGAUCCUGCAAGAUUCCGGAAUGUACCAGUGUGUGACGGAGAACAAACACGGAUCCUUAUAUUCCAAUGCUGAGUUGAAAGUUUUGGCUUCAGCACCAGACUUUAGACUGAACCCUGUAAGGAAGAAGCUGUUGGGGGCCAGGGGAGGCAAAGCACUAAUUGAGUGCAACCCCAAGGCUGCUCCCAAGCCAACCUUCUCGUGGAGUAAGGGCACUGAGCUCCUCAAGAAUAAUUCAAGGAUGUCCAUUUGGGCCAAUGGCACUCUGGAAAUUCGCGAACUAUCUAAGGCUGAUGAGGGAAGCUAUACCUGUUUCGCAGAUAACAACAGAGGAAAAGCAAACAGCACUGGCACUCUUUCUGUGACAGAGCCCACCAAAAUCACCCUUGAGCCAUCGAGCAUUGAUAUCACCAUGGGAGAAAAUGGCACCAUGGAGUGCCAUGCAUCCCAUGAUACCACACUGGACCUUACAUUUAUCUGGUCAACUAAUGGCUAUCCUAUUGACUUUGAGAAAGAGAAAGACUACAUGGAACGCAAUGUACUGAAUGGAGGUGGUGGAGAAUUGUUCUUUAAAAAUGCACAGCUGAGACACACGGGGAAAUACACCUGCACUGCCCAAACCAUCGUUGACAGCACAUCCGCCUCCGCAGACCUGAUUGUCAGAGGUCCACCGGGACCCCCUGGAGGGGUGAGGGUUGAAAAUAUCGGAGACACCUUUGUGACCCUGUCCUGGAGUCGAGGGACAGACAAUCACAGCCCAAUCUCCAAGUAUACCGUUCGGCAGAAGUUUUUUGAUUCUGAUGAAUGGAAAGAGGCCAAAACAGAUCCUCAGGAUAUUGAAGGCAACAUGGAAACAGCAAAGGUUGUCGACUUGAUCCCAUGGAUGGAUUAUGAAUUCAGUGUAGUAGCAACCAAUACCCUGGGGAUGGGAGAACCCAGUCUGCCAUCUGCGAAAAUCCGGACAGCUGAAGCAGCUCCCACCGUGGCUCCAUCCGAUGUCGGGGGAGGCGGCGGAAGCCACCAGGAACUGACAGUAACCUGGACGCCCCUGCCAAGAGAGUACCAUUAUGGAAGCAGCUUUGGCUACAUCGUUGCCUUCAAGCCAAGUACGGACAAGGAAUGGAGGAAAGUGACGGUGCCCAACCCUGAAGGCAGCAGAUACGUUCACAAAGAUGACUCUCUAUCUCCACGCACCCCAUUUGAAGUCAAAGUUAAAGCAUUUAACAGCAAAGGAAAUGGGCCGUUUAGCCUGUCUGCUUUCAUUUAUUCAGCAGAGGAUGAGCCCAGUGAAGCUCCUUCACACGUGACUGCCAGGAGCCUCUCAUCUUCAGAAAUCGAAGUAAUAUGGUCACCUGUGUCCCAGCCGUCAUUGGAAGGCUAUGAAAUCAGGUACCGAAGGGACAUCGACACCGAGGCAGCUGCUCAGCGAGUAAGAACAAUUGGAACUAACACGACUGCAAGAAUCAGAGACCUUAAACCCCAUACACGAUAUUUUGUGGAAGUCAGGGCCUACAACAAAGCAGGAGCUGGCCCUUCUAGUCAACAAGUUGCAAUCACUACAAGAAAAGCACCUCCCAGUAAGCCUCCAAGAAUAAUCGACACCACAAUGCUUGGUACCUACUUCAGAAUUUCCUGGGAAGCAGUCAAGCCAUUGGACAAUGAGUCAAAUGUCGAAGGCUACAAGGUGCUAUACAGAAGAGAUGGCACAGUAAACAGUACACUGUUGCAGACAGUGGGACACAAUAUAAACAUACCUAUUCACGACGAGGGAGACUAUAUUGUGGAAGUACGAGCCUAUGGUGAAGGAGGAGAUGGAGCAGUGAACUCAGUCAAAAUUUCUAAAAGUUCAGGAGUCACUGUGCAGAUCUCCUACAUGUUGCUUAGUUUUGGCUUGAUCCUUGGUGCCAUCAGUUGCCUGGAGCUGUGAUUGUAGCCGAUGUUAUCUUUUCUUCACAUCAAUAAAGAGCUCUCCAUGAGGUGACUGGAUCGUCUCAAGCCUGUAAGGAUCUUUGCUCGCUGCAGACAUCCCUGGUACCAUCAAAAGCCAAAUAUAAUAUGAAUUUGAAAGACUUAUUGUAUACUUCAAGAAGACAGAAGGCAUCAAGGAACUUCCCC
Molecule: messenger RNA, 3654 nt
Organism: Carcharodon carcharias (great white shark)
Lineage: Eukaryota; Metazoa; Chordata; Chondrichthyes; Lamniformes; Lamnidae
Gene: cntn1b
Product: contactin 1b
Exons: 23
Coding region: 425-3466 (1013 amino acids)
Biological process (GO): brain development; cell-cell adhesion
Molecular function (GO): cell-cell adhesion mediator activity
Source: RefSeq, a predicted model, not a curated record